AUGUCUUUCUCUGUCUCUGUUGUUUUUGUCCUAUUUAAAAUGUACUGGCUAUCUAGAUGGAUCGUUAUACAACGACGACCAGUCGACGAGUUCUAUUUAUACUUGUUUGAGUGUCCAACCAUCAUCAUUGGACUAGCUCACUCAAUCAUUGCAAUUGCCAAGGACAAGAGAUAA
Cavenderia fasciculata is the source of this 174-nucleotide messenger RNA. RefSeq lists its product as uncharacterized. NCBI's taxonomy places the organism in Eukaryota, Evosea, Eumycetozoa, Acytosteliales, Cavenderiaceae. The record is from RefSeq and is a predicted model, not a curated record. The coding region runs from base 1 to 174 and encodes 57 amino acids. The transcript has 3 exons.